This is a messenger RNA of Polypterus senegalus (gray bichir), 2313 nucleotides long. It is a transcript of the gene mterf3, whose product is annotated as mitochondrial transcription termination factor 3. Gene Ontology annotation, biological process: regulation of DNA-templated transcription; mitochondrial ribosome assembly. NCBI's taxonomy places the organism in Eukaryota, Metazoa, Chordata, Cladistia, Polypteriformes, Polypteridae. The record is from RefSeq and is a predicted model, not a curated record. The coding region runs from base 212 to 1429 and encodes 405 amino acids. The transcript is spliced from 8 exons. Gene Ontology annotation, molecular function: double-stranded DNA binding. Gene Ontology annotation, cellular component: mitochondrion.
AGAAGCUCACAUACUUCCGCUCUGUAGUGCGGAUCUGAGCUCACGUGUUUGCUUAGUCCGACCGAGCGAAUUGAAUGAAAAGCCGUUUUCUAAAUAGAGGUGAUCAAUUAAUAAUGCUCAUUGUCAGUCCAUAAGCCGAACAAAGCCAGUGCAGGCGGAAGCCAAUGGAGACGCAAACCACGCAUGCAUCGCUGUUUUGAUACUCUUUCAGAUGGCAUCGGUAUUUUAUCAGUUGUGCCAUAGGUAUCUUUUCAUAAGGACAUGUGGUUUUCUCAUUACAUUUCACAAAACAAGGGUAUACCAAAGAACUACCCAGGUGGCACAAUUAUCCAUUCCCUCAUCAGGUAGAUCAAAUGCAAAUUUCUGGCUGGUUGCCAGAUCCUGGAGAUUGCCAGCACGUCGGUACACUAGCAGUGGGGAUAAAGUUCAGCCAGCCGACGAGGAAAAUGCACCAAAGCAUCUGCUUCCAUUUGAAAAGCAGUUCCAGCAAAUAGCACAACUUUCACUUCAGGAUUGUGAACUACCAGCCAAGCACCCCCUAGAGAACAUUACUGAAGAUGAAGCAGUACAGAUCAAUGCAGAACCUCCUCUUCCCGCUUGUUCCAACACUCUUAAACAUUAUGUGGAGCAGUCUGAGACCCUUCGUCAGCUAGUCCUCCUGGGUGUUGAUCUGUCCAAACUGGAGCAGCGACCUAAUGUGGGAAACAUGCUGAUCCGUUUGGAUUUUGAGAAAGAUAUUAAGGAAAAGUUAUUAUUCCUCAAAGAAGUCGGUGUGCUGGAAAACCAGUUGGGGCCUUUUCUCACCAAGAAUCCUUUCAUCCUAACAGAAAACUUGGAGGACCUACAGAUAAGGGUAUCAUAUUUGAAGUCUAAGAAAUUUACAAACACAGCCAUUGCAAGAAUUAUUUCCAAAGCCCCUUAUCUACUAAAUUUUAAUGUUGAAAGAAUAGAUAAUAGACUGGGCUUUUAUCAGAAGGAGCUUGGAUUGAGCAAACAGAAGACAAUGAACCUUGUGACACGGCUGCCACGAUUGCUAACUGGUAGCUUGGAGCCAGUGAAAGAAAAUCUUAAAGUUUAUGAAAUUGAAUUUGGUUUUCACAAAAAUGAAAUCCAGCAUAUUAUAAGCAUGGUACCAAAAGUUUUAACUGCUAACAAAAAGAAAAUCACUGGAAUUUUUGAUUAUGUACACAAUACUAUGGGUGUUCCUCAUCAUAUGAUUUGCAGAUUCCCACAGGUGCUAAACUGUAAACUCCUGAGAAUUAAGGAAAGGCAUUUGUUUCUUAAGUACCUUGAAAGGGCACAGUAUGACCCCAGUCUACCAAAUUAUGUCUCCCUGGAUCGCUUAGCCACCCUUACAGAUGAAGUCUUCUGCAGAGAAAUUGCUUUAGCCACUGUUAAAGACUUUGAGAUUUUUCAAAAGACGCUCUAGUAAAAAUGACAGCAACAUUUUUUCAAACCAAUUUUAUAAUAUUUAUUUGGAUAACUCAUACCUCAACCCAAUUAAAGUCUCUUGAUUAUUGUUCUGCAUUUUGGCUGAAACACGCUUCUUCAUCUGAUAACAAACACCUGGGAAGCCUGUAAUGUUUUAAAUGAAACAGGUCUCUGUUCAAAAAAAGUUUGUAUGAUCCAGUGAUUUAUCAGAUGUGUAAACACUAACAUUUGUGGUAUUGUUGCUUUUUUAAAAUAAUGAUGAUUACAGGUAUGCAUUCUAAAAGAGGCAUCAAUGGAAAAUGAUUACAGUAUCACUAAAAUUUUGUUUCUAGGACACUGGUAAAAUGCAGUGCAUUUUAAAUAAACCAUUACCAACAAAUGUAAAGGAGACUAAAUGUUGUCUUUCUUAAGUUGGGGUGCUUUAAGUGUACAUACAUUUAAAUACAAAAGUAAUGCUCAACCAUCACACAAAUGGUUUUCCUGUUAUAUUAAAUAUAAUGUAUACCUCCAGCUAUCCAUCAUUUUGUAAACCUGUUUACUAUUAUAUGGGGAUCAGAACCAACCCUGAGCAGAAUGUCAGUCCAUUCACUCUGCUAGUAAACCCAAGAUGUCAUAUUGGGUUGUGGGAAUUGUAAAAGAAAGCCCACACAAACACUUGGAAUAAUGCUAUCAUUACUCUGUACAGUGGGAUUUGAACCCAUGUCCAUACUGUGGUAAGAAAGUAGCAAUAACCAUUGUGCCACUGCAGGGUCAAGAUCAAGAACAAGUCACAAAAUUGGCUUGAAAUUAUGCAUAUCAUUUUGGGCACCAGUGUAACAAUGCCCUCGUCCCUACAUGUUAUAUUUUUAUUGUAACAAUGUAAAUAAAUGUUUUAAGAAUUUG